Messenger RNA from Torulaspora delbrueckii, 1626 nucleotides. It is a transcript of the gene BEM1, whose product is annotated as phosphatidylinositol-3-phosphate-binding protein BEM1. Gene Ontology annotation, biological process: conjugation with cellular fusion. The transcript has 2 exons. The record is from RefSeq and is a predicted model, not a curated record. Gene Ontology annotation, cellular component: mating projection tip. The coding region runs from base 1 to 1626 and encodes 541 amino acids. NCBI's taxonomy places the organism in Eukaryota, Fungi, Ascomycota, Saccharomycetes, Saccharomycetales, Saccharomycetaceae. Gene Ontology annotation, molecular function: protein binding; phosphatidylinositol binding.
AUGUUAAAAAAUUUUAAACUUUCGAAGAGGGAUAGCAAUGGUAAAAGCAGCAGGAUAACGUCUGCUGAUAUCUCAUCUCCUUCUCAAGGUGGAUCUCAUGGAAUUCAGCAUAUUAGAACAGUCCCCAUACGAAAAGCUUCACACUCAUCCCAUCAUUCUACCGCCAUAUCCCGGAAUGGUUCCAGAAACCUAUCAUCUCCAGACAUGGCUAUUAAAUCUCUUCACAAUUAUCAAGCACAAAGUACCAAGGAGCUUUCAUUCUCAGAGGGAGAGUUUUUCUAUGUAGUCAAUGAGGAGAAAGAUUGGUUUCUAGCAUCAAAUCCAUCAAGUGGGAAGCAAGGUAUGGUACCUAAGAGUUAUUUUGAAGUUAUAGACAAAACAAGGCCGCAUUCUCGAAACGGGAGCAUAGUCAGCCGACGCAGUAGUCAUGACCAGUCAAAGAUGGGCACUCUUUAUGCGAUAGUCCUGUAUGACUUCCAAGCUGAAAAGUCCGAUGAGCUAACCGCUUACGCCGGAGAAAACCUUUUCAUUUGUGCGCAUCAUAAUUAUGAAUGGUUCAUUGCUAAGCCAAUUGGUAGAUUAGGAGGACCUGGUUUGGUGCCCGUGGCAUUUGUCAGUAUCGUUGACAUAGCAUCUGGCUAUGCCACUGGAAACGACGUUAGGGAAGAUAUCAAUUCAGUGAACUUACCUACUGUGCAAGAAUGGAAGGGCAAUAUUGCCAAAUAUAAAGCUAGUAAUAUUAGUUUGGGCUCUGUGGAGCAUCAGUCUGCGGCUCCGCCCUCUGUGCACCAGACAUCAACAAUCUUUGAGUCCGGAAUGAUUACGAAGGCAUCUGUAGAGUCGUUUGGCUUGGAAGAUGAAAAAUACUGGUUUGAAGUCCACUGCUUGAUGUCAACGGGGAAACUAAGAAAAUUGAAACGGUUUUACCAGGACUUUUACGAUCUUCAAGUUAGGUUGCUGGAUAAUUUCCCUGCAGAGUCAGGUAAGCUGCGGGAUGCCCACGGCCAGUGGACAAAGCGUAUUAUGCCAUACAUCCCGGGACCUGUACCGUACGUUACCGACACAAUCACAAAGAAGAGAAAAGAAGAUUUGAACAUCUACGUAAAGGACCUUAUCAUGCUUCCGGACUAUAUAGCCCAUUCAGAUAUGGUCAGAUCACUGUUCAGUUUGAGGAAUAAUGGAUAUGAUCACGAAGUCAACGUUGCUCAUUACAGUGGUAGUGAUAGAGAUGGUGAUACCGCAGUUCUUGGUGGCCCAGGCAAUGCUUCACAUCCUACACGUCCAAGUGAAGAUAGCACACUCACAGGUGAAGACUUAAAGCUUUACGAAAAACUCUCUGAACUUUCCUUGUCAAAGUCGAAGCCUCAUUCGAGGCCUCCUAGCACACUACCGCCUGCAUUGAAACCCACAAAAAUCAAAUUUUACUACAAAGAUGAUAUUUUCGCACUUAUGUUGAACAGCAAUAUAACUUUCGCCGAAUUGCACAGUAAGAUCGCGCCAAGAAUUGAUGUUGACAACUUUGUAUUACAAGUUAAGCAAGCCGAUGGUGAAACAGAAGUUAAAACAGAUGCUCAAGUGGCACAAAUCAUCCAGGCAAAAUCGAAGAUAUCAGUCUAUGAUGCUUGA